UUUGCUUUGCAUGUGGAGAGCUCUCCUAAGACCUAACCUUUAGCCAGCAAAUGCCUUUCAUUAUGGGCAUUAAGCUAAAGCCCAUAAAGUAGCCACGCUGUGAUGUUCUGAGCUAUCUAAGAGCCAAAGGUCUAAAUUAACUGGUCUCAAUAUUCUUUUAAGAGGGAAAGAUACUCUAACCUUGCAAAAGGAAACAGAUAACCCACUAGUCACUUGCAACAGAAAUGAUGAAGCCUAAAGAAUUCCUCUAGCAAGAUGGAGACGUGAGGACAGCAGCUGUGUAGGAAGCCAGCCUGGAUGAGGGAUGAAGAGCCUCCACUGGCUCACCUCAGCACCUGUCAAUGCCGUGAUCCUUGGCUGUGUAUGGAUUUCUAUGGUGCAGUGUACGGUUCUGAGCAGCUGCCUAACGUCCUGCGUAACUAACCUGGGCAGACAGCUUGAUACUGGCACCCCAUACAAUCUGAGUGAGGCGUGCAUGCAAGGAUGUCAGUUUUGGAACUCUGUAGAUCAGGAAAGCUGUGCUCUAAAGUGUAAUGAUACGUAUGCCACCAUUUGUGAGAGGGAGUCCUGUGAGGUCGGCUGCAGAGCUGCAGAGGGUACCUAUGAGGAGGAAGUGCUGGAAAGAACGGAGCUCCCCACAGCGCCCUUUGCAUCCUCCAUUGGGAGUCACAGCAUGACGUUACGGUGGAACCCUGCCAACAUCUCUGGAGUAAAAUACAUCAUCCAGUGGAAAUAUGACCAGCUUCCAGGAAGCUGGACUUACACAGAGACUGUGUCCAAGCUCUCCUAUGUGGUGGAGCCCCUGCAUCCGUUCACUGAGUAUGUUUUUCGAGUGGUUUGGAUCUUCACAGCCCAGCUACAUCUUUAUUCCUCGCCAAGUCCAAGUUAUAGGACUCAUCCUUAUGGAGUUCCGGAAACUGCGCCUUUCAUCAUGAAAAUCGAAAGCUCAAGCCCGGACACUGUGGAAGUCAGCUGGGCUCCGCCCCACUUCCCGGGUGGACCUAUUCUGGGUUAUAAUUUAAGGCUGAUCAGUAAAAAUCAAAAGUUAGAUUCAGGGACCCAGAGAACCAGUUUCCAGUUUUACUCCACUCUUCCAAACACCACGUACAGGUUUUCUAUUGCAGCAGUAAACGAAGUUGGUGAGGGGCCAGAAGCAGAAUCUUUAAUUUCCACUCCAUCUCCAUCAGUUCAAGAAGAAGAACAAUGGCUCUUUUUAUCCAGAAAAACUUCUCUACGAAAGAGGUCCUUAAAGUAUUUAGUAGAUGAAGCACAUUGCCUUUGGUCAGAUACUAUUCAUCAGAAUAUUACAGGGAUAGCAGUCAAUGUCCAGCAGCAAGUGGUUUAUUUCUCAGAAGGACCUUUCAUAUGGAUGAAGGAGGCAGCCAACAUGUCUGAUACGUCUGAUCUGAGAAUUUUUUACAGAGGCUCAGGUGUAAUCUCCUCCAUCUCCAUAGACUGGCUUUACCAGAGGAUGUAUUUCAUCAUGGAUAAACUGGUAUAUGUUUGUGACUUACAAAACUGUUCAAAUUUUGAGGAAAUUACUCCAUUAUCUAUUAUUGCACCUCAAAAAGUUGUGGUUGAUUCCUAUAAUGGGUAUGUCUUCUAUCUCCUGAGAGACGGCAUUUACAGAAUCAAUCUCCCUUUGCCGUCUGGCGGGCACACCGAAGCUGUGCGCAUCGUGGAGAGUGGCACGUUAAAGGACUUCGCGGUGAAGCCGCAGUCCAAGCGAAUCAUUUACUUCAACGACACCACGCAAGUCUUCAUGUCCACAUUUCUGGACGGCUCGGCUUUCCAUCGGGUGCUGCCUUGGGUCCCCCUUAAGGAGGUGCGGAGCUUUGCUUGUGAGAACAAUGACUUCCUCAUCACAAAUGGCAAGGCCAUUUUCCAGCAGGACUCUCUGUCCUUCAAUGAGUUCAUCGUGGGAUGUGACCUGAGUCACAUAGAAGAAUUUGGGUUUGGCAACUUAGUCAUCUUUGGCUCAUCCAUCCAGUCAUACCCUCUGCCAGACCAUCCACAGGAGCUCUCGGUGCUGUUUGGUUCUCGAGAGGCCCUUGUUCAGUGGAAGCCUCCUGCUCUCGCCAUAGGAGCCAGCCCUUCCGCCUGGCAGAACUGGACUUAUGAGGUGAAAGUUUCCACCCAAGACCUUCCUAAAGUCACUCAAGUUUUCUCUAACAUAAGUGGGACCAUGCUUAAUGUACCCGAGCUGCAGAGUGCUACAAAAUACUCAGUUUCUGUGAGAGCGAGCUCUCCUAAAGGCCCGGGUCCCUGGUCAGACCCUUCAGAGGGCACCACCCUGGUACCAGCUACUGAGCCACCAUUCAUCAUGGCUGUGAAGGAAGAUGGGCUUUGGAGCAGACCACUCAGUAGCUUUGGCCCAGGAGAGUUCCUGUCUUCUGACGUAGGAAAUGUGUCAGAUAUGGAUUGGUAUAACAACAGCCUCUACUACAGCGACACAAAAGGCAACGUUUAUGUGCGGCCACUGAGUGGGAUGGAGACCUCGGAGAAGUAUCACAUACCCAGCAUCGCAGGAGCUGGUGCUUUGGCCUUUGAAUGGCUGGGUCACUUUCUCUACUGGGCGGGCAAGACGUAUGUGAUCCAAAGGCAGUCUGUGUUGACGGGACACACAGACAUUGUGGCUCACGUGAAGUUGUUGGUGAAUGACAUGGUUGUGGAUUCAGUUGGUGGCUAUCUGUACUGGACUACACUCUACUCAGUUGAAAGCACCAGACUAAAUGGAGAAAGUUCGCUCGUACUGCAGGCUCAGCCCUGGCUGUCUGGAAAAAAGGUUAUCGCUCUAACGUUAGACCUCAGUGACGGGCUCCUGUACUGGCUGGUGCAGGGCAAUCAGUGUAUUCAUCUCUACACAGCAGUUCUUCGAGGACGGAGUGCUGGGGAUGCUGCUAUCACGGAGUUUGCAGCCUGGAGUACUUCUGAAAUUUCUCAGAAUGCACUGAUGUACUACAGUGGUCGACUCUUCUGGAUCAAUGGCUUUAGGAUUAUUACAGCGCAGGAAAUAGGUCAGAGAACCAGUGUGUCUGUUUCGGAGCCAGCGAAAUUUAAUCAGUUCACGAUUAUACAGACAUCCCUCAAGCCUCUGCCAGGGAACUUUUCCUCUACUCCCAAGGUGAUCCCAGAUUCUGUUCAGGAGUCUUCAUUUCGGAUUCAAGGACACACUUCAAAUUUCCAAAUCCUGUGGAAUGAGCCCCCUGCGGUGGACUGGGGCAUAGUUUUCUACAGCGUGGAAUUUAGCGCUCAUUCUAAGUUCCUGGCUAUUGAACAACAGUCUUUACCCAUGUUUACUGUGGAAGGGCUGGAGCCCUACGCCUUAUUUAAUCUUUCUGUCACUCCAUAUACCUACUGGGGAAAAGGCCAAAAAACAACUCUAUCACUUCGUGCACCUGAAGCAGUUCCAUCAGCACCAGAGAACCCCAGAAUAUUUAUAUUGUCAAGUGGAAGACAUGUCAACAAGAAGGAAGUUGUGGUGGAGUUUAGGUGGAAUAAACCUAAGCAUGAAAAUGGAGUGCUAACCAAAUUUGAAAUCUUCUAUCAUAUAUCUAAACAAAGUGGUGUAAAUAAAACAUCUGAAGACUGGAUUUCUGUCACUGUCACGCCCCCAGUGAUGUCUUUUCAGCUGGAGGCCAUGAGUCCUGGGUCUAUUGUUGCCUUCCAGGUUCGUGUAUUUACAUCCAAAGGGCCAGGACCAUUUUCUGAUACAGUGAUGUCUGAAACAUCAGAAAUCAAACCAUUUCCAUAUCUCAUAUCUCUUGUUGGCAAUAAGAUCGUGUUUCUAGACAUGGAUCGAAAUCACGUUGUGUGGACGUUUUCCACGGAGAGAGACAUCAGCACAGUGGGGUACACAGCAGAUGAUGAAGUGGGGUAUUUUGUGCAAGGAGACUCACUGUUCCUUCUGAAUUUGCACAAUCGUUCCAGCUCCAAGCUUUUCCAGGAUGCACUGGUUGCUAAUGUUGCAGCUAUUGCAGUGGACUGGAUUGCAAGGCACCUCUACUUCGCACUGAAAACGUCACAAGAUGGAACACAGAUAUUCGAUGUUGAUCUUGAACACAAGGUGAAAUCUCCUAGGGAGUUGAAGAUUUGCAAAAGCCAUUCAGCAAUAAUUUCCUUCUCUAUAUAUCCCCUUUUAAGCCGCUUGUAUUGGACAGAAGUUUCAGAUCUGGGCCAUCAGAUGUUCUACUGCAGUAUUAGCAAUCACACCUUGCACCAUGUUCUACAACCCAAGGCCUCAAACCAGCGUGGAAGGAGCCAAUGUCCUUGUAAUGUGAUGGAAUCCGAGUUAGGUGGGGCAAUGGCUGUUGAUACCUCAGACCCAAAGAGACCAUGGAUAUACUUUACCAAAGGACACGAGAUCUGGGCCAUGGAUCUGGAAGGAUGUCAAUGCUGGGAAGUCACCAUGGAGCCUGUCAUUCUUGGAAAAAGAAUUGUUAGCUUAACAGUGGACAGAGAGUUUGUGUAUUGGAUCAUCACAACAAAGGACAACACACAGAUUUAUCAAGCAAAGAAGGGAAGCGGGGCUGUGGUCUCCCAGGUGAAGGCCCCAGGGAGCAAGCAUAUCGUAGCUUACAGUUCGGCUCUGCAGCCUUUUCCAGAUAAAGCAUAUCUGUCUCUAGCUUCAGAUAUAGUAGAGGCAACUAUAUUGAAUGCCACCAACACCAGCCUCACACUCAAAUUACCUCCAGCCAAGACAAACCUCACAUGGCAUGGCAUCACCAGCCCCACACCAACAUACCUGGUCUACUACACAGAGGCUAAUGGGACAAACAACUACAGCAGGAUACACAGAAUGCUGGAAUCACAGCAGAAUGUCGUCCGUAUUGAAGACUUGCAGCCAUUUUCAACAUACGUGAUUCAGGUAGCGGUGAAGAAUUAUUAUUCAGAUCCUCUAGAACAUUUACCUCUGGGAAAAGAGAUUCAGGGAAAAACUAACAGCGGAGUGCCCGGGGCCGUUUGUCACAUCAACGCGACUGUGCUGUCAGACACCCGUCUCCAUGUGUCCUGGACCGAGUCGCACAGGCCCAACGGCCCCAGAGAGUCAGUUCGCUAUCAGCUGGUUAUGUCACACCUGGCUCCGAUGCCUGAGACUCCUCUCAGACAGGGUGAAUUUCCAAGGGCCAGGCUGGCUCUCCUCAUCACAAAACUGUCUGGUGGACAACUGUAUGUGUUGAAGGUCCUGGCCUGCCACUCAGAGGAAAUGUGGUGUACUGAGAGUCAUCUUGUCACCGUCAACAUGUUUGACACACCGGAGAAACCUUCUGCCUUGGUUCCAGGGAACACUAGUCUGCAAUUAGACUGGAAAGCUCCGUCUAAUGUUAACCUCAGCAGAUUUUGGUUUGAACUCCAGAAGUGGAAAUAUAAUGAGUUUUACCACGUUGAAGCUUCAUGCAGCCAAGGUCCAGUUUACGUCUGUAACAUCGCAGACCUACAGCCUUACACUCCCUAUAACGUCCGAGUGGUGGUGGUCUAUAUGACGGGAGAAAAUAGUUCCUCCAGUCCAGAGAGCUUCAAGACAAAAGCUGGAGUCCCAAGCAAACCAGGCAUUCCUAAAUUACUAGAAGGGAGUAAAAAUUCAAUCCAGUGGGAAAAAGCUGAAGAUAAUGGAAGUAGACUGAUGUACUACAUCCUUGAGAUCAGAAAGGGCAUUUCCAAUGAUUCACAGAACCAGAGUUUAAGGUGGAAGAUGGCGUUCAAUGGGACCUGCAGUAGCAUUUGCACAUGGAAGUCCAAAAACCUGAAAGGAACAUUUCAGUUCAGAGCAGUAGCUGUAAAUAAUAUUGGGUUUGGAGAAUAUAGUGGAAUCAGUGAGGAUAUUAAAUUAGUGGAAGAUGGUUUUUGGAUAACAGAAACAAGCUUUAUACUUACUAUCAUACUUGGGAUAUUUCUGGUUGCUGCAGUCCCACUGACCUUUGUCUGGCACAGGAGCUUGAGAAAUCGCAAAGCGUCCAAGGAGGAGCUCUCAGUUCUCAACGAAGACGACAAAGAGCUGGCCGAUCUGCGAGGUCUGGCGGCUGGAGUAGGCCUGGCUAAUGCCUGCUAUGCAGUACAUACUCUUCCAACCCAAGAAGAGAUUGAGAGUCUUCCCGCCUUUCCUCGGGAACAGCUGAGCCUGCGCCUGCUGCUGGGGAGCGGAGCUUUUGGAGAAGUGUACGAAGGCACAGCCGUGGACAUCCUAGGAGUGGGCAGUGGCGAAAUCAAAGUGGCAGUGAAGACCUUAAAGAAGGGCUCGACAGACCGGGAGAAGAUUGAGUUCUUGAAGGAGGCACACCUGAUGAGCAAGUUUAAUCACCCCAACAUUCUGAAGCAGCUGGGAGUCUGUCUGCUGAGUGAGCCCCAGUACAUUAUUCUGGAACUGAUGGAAGGAGGAGACCUUCUGAGCUACCUGAGAAAAGCCCGGGGGACGACGUUUCAUGGCCCUUUACUCACUUUGGUUGACCUUGUAGAGCUGUGUGUAGAUAUUUCAAAAGGCUGUGUCUACUUGGAAGAGAUGCGCUUCAUUCAUAGGGAUCUUGCAGCUCGGAACUGCCUUGUAUCUGUGAAGGACUAUACCAGUCCUCGGAUAGUCAAGAUCGGUGACUUUGGACUGGCAAGGGAAAUCUAUAAAAAUGAUUAUUAUAGAAAGAGAGGAGAAGGCCUGCUUCCUGUUCGUUGGAUGGCUCCAGAAAACCUAAUGGACGGAAUCUUCACUUCUCAGUCUGAUGUAUGGUCUUUUGGAAUUCUGGUUUGGGAGAUUUUAACUCUUGGUCAUCAACCUUAUCCAGCGCAUUCCAACCUUGAUGUUUUAAACUAUGUGCAAGACGGAGGAAGACUGGAGCCACCAAGAAAUUGUCCUGACGAUCUGUGGAAUUUAAUGUCUCAAUGCUGGGCUCAAGAACCUGACCAAAGACCCACUUUCCAUAACAUUCAUGACAAGCUUCAGUUACUCAGAAAUUUUUCCUUAAAUAAUAUUUCUCGGUGUGGAGAAGAAGCGCAUGCCAGUGGAGUCAUCAAUAAAGGCUUUGAAGGUGAAGAUAAUAAAAAAAUGGUUGCUUUGAAUUCAGAUGAUGUGAUGCCGGUUGCAUUGAUGGAAACCAAGAACCAAGAAGGAUUAAGCUAUAUGGUACUUGCCACAAAAUGUAGCCAAGGCAAGGCAAAUCCUGAGGGUCCUCUAGGCUCUAAGGAAUCUGGGUCUCGUGGUCUGAAGAAAGACGAGAAGCAACCACGUGCAGACAAAGAUUUCUGCCAAGAACCACAAGUGGCUGACUGCUCUCCUGGCGGGUCUGAAGGCUUGAACUAUGCCUGUCUCACUCACAGUGGACAUGGAGAUGUGUCUGAUUAACGGCAUCUCAUAGGAAAUAGAGCACUGAGAUAAAUGCCAUGUUAAGUUCCUUGCAGAAAAGAAUAAAGAUGUGGUGGUGGUCUAUGA
Messenger RNA from Peromyscus eremicus (cactus mouse), 7414 nucleotides. It is a transcript of the gene Ros1, whose product is annotated as ROS proto-oncogene 1, receptor tyrosine kinase. Gene Ontology annotation, biological process: regulation of TOR signaling; protein phosphorylation; positive regulation of kinase activity. Gene Ontology annotation, cellular component: signaling receptor complex. The record is from RefSeq and is a predicted model, not a curated record. The transcript is spliced from 44 exons. The coding region runs from base 305 to 7327 and encodes 2340 amino acids. Gene Ontology annotation, molecular function: transmembrane receptor protein tyrosine kinase activity; ATP binding; protein binding. NCBI's taxonomy places the organism in Eukaryota, Metazoa, Chordata, Mammalia, Rodentia, Cricetidae.